UACCAUAAGAUUAUGGGUGUUACAUGUCAGAGUUGACGAUUUUCAACACCCAAAGUGUAACCUUGAACAUCCGGGUACUUGACAACGUUUGCUUCUGGACAAAUCUCGCCGACGCCAUUUUCUUUUACUCGCUUGGAUCACGGAGAAGGAGGGCAUAUUCCCAGUGAUGAUUGUUAUACCAUGAUUAUCAAAGUACAGCAUAAUAAUCGGAAGAAGUAUAUAAAAUUGCAAGAUGGCAACUUUGAAGCAUUCCUUUCUGAAGUGAGAGAGAAGUUCUCCAUCCAUGCAGACAGCAUAACAGUGGAAGAUGACUCUGGCACUGAAGUGGAUGACUCUGUGUUUGCAGAACUGUCCAUGGUUGAUGGGAUUUGCUUUGUCAUCAAGGAAUAUUCUGAAGAUGACACAAGCACAUCACAGACACCACCAUCCACAUCAUGGUCUUCUUCCAGCAGGAGCAUGCUUUGUGUGUCUAGCGGCAGCAGUGAUUGUGAAAUGUCAAGACCUCAAAAGCAAAUCAGAAUGGAUGAAGAAGCUAUUGAAAGUUCUUCUGCUAAAGAGUUGGUAAAGCAGAUUCUGGUCACAAAACCUGGAGGGGCAGCUGUCCUCGAAGAAUAUGAAGAAACCGGGACACUGAGUGAUAGUAGGAGAAGGCAGAUGAUUAACAUGCUUGCAGCACACAUGGUUGAGGCUGAAGGGAGAAUCCCUCAGCGUCAAACCAAAGAGAAAUAUGCACUGGGGAUCAUUACCUUGUUUCCUGCAUUGAAGGAUCCACUUUCCAGAAAAGGAUAUGAACAUUACUAUGACAGCCAAAGUGGCUCUGGAUUUCUUGCAUGGCGGCUAAAGACAAUCCAGAGAAAGACAAAACUUGUGAAUAAGGAACCAAAAAUACAGACACCUGGAGGAGGUGGUCCAAGACAAGAGAGAGAACUGCCUCAGGCCAAUUCUCACUUGGAUCAGAAGUGUUGUAAAGCAGCCGUAUCCCUAAUGAACCACACUAACGACCACGAAAUCAUCUUGCAGAAGAUGAAGGAAACCUUUGAGUACAGACGCCAUCUUGUUCAAGAUCCAAAUGAAUCGCACAACAUACUUUCAGUGUUUCCAAGGUUUCUUGACACAAAAGGGCUGAUACUGCAAGAUUUUACACUGCUCUUUGGACCAGAGAAGUCGACUAAACUGCUGGAGAAGUGGCAUACAUCCUUCAAAGGAAAGGUGGUACGAGAAGCCGAGGGCCUGACAGCCACCCCAUUACUCAACAGUUUGCUCAGGUCUGCCAGGAACCAGGAUGUAGAGGAGUCAUUGGACUACCAACCAGAGUGGGACAGUGACAUGGCAUCAUUUCUGCUCCUGCUGCAUAUUCUGCCAUCUCAGCCUGCAAAGAAAAAAAUGCUGAAGAUCAGUGCUGCUCAGGCUAUCGACCAUCUUGUUGUGUUUCACAAGUCAUGUAAGAGCAUUGAUGAGCACCUUGUGCGUCAGGAAAGACAGUGCCAGCCAUAUCUCCUUGCAUCUGGAAUCAACAAGCAGACAGUCAGCACAUACUACAUUGUGAUGGAUAAGAAGCUCAUCCCCUGCCAAGGGACCACAUCACUGGCAGCCACUGAUGAACUCUUUAAACUUCACUUUGUUUUCAGUGUAAGUUACGAUGAUGCUCUAACAAACAUCUACACUUUCCUGCAGACAACUGUCUAUGGUAUUGAUGUGGAUAGCACAAAGGAAAGUCCAAAAGUGAAGGAGUUAAGAGCAAAGUUCAUGAACAGGAGCUAAGAGAAAAGUUCAUAUCUGGUGAAACUAGCAG
Messenger RNA from Archocentrus centrarchus (flier cichlid), 1792 nucleotides. RefSeq lists its product as uncharacterized. Lineage: Eukaryota; Metazoa; Chordata; Actinopteri; Cichliformes; Cichlidae. The transcript is spliced from 10 exons. Bases 181 to 1761 code for a protein of 526 amino acids. The record is from RefSeq and is a predicted model, not a curated record.